Tetrahymena thermophila SB210 is the source of this 3480-nucleotide messenger RNA. Its product is annotated as transmembrane protein, putative. The transcript is spliced from 3 exons. Lineage: Eukaryota; Ciliophora; Oligohymenophorea; Hymenostomatida; Tetrahymenidae. The record is from RefSeq and is a predicted model, not a curated record.
AUGAAUAAAUACACUCUUUAGCUUAAAAACAAAAAAAUUCGAUAACAGUAUGAGGCAGAGGAUUUGUAAAUAUUGAAAAUACACAUUCGAAACAUUGCUAUUGUAUUGACUAUAACAGUAGUAGCUUAGAUGAUUAUAUUUAUCAUACAUGGGACUAGCAAUUAUAAAAUUUAUCUUUAUUUUUCUUUAUAUCUAGUUGGUAUUCUUACUACUUAUUUAGUUUCUAAGUUUUUUUUGCGUUUUCUUCGAAUAUUUCAUUCACUUAACGUACUCCUCUUUGCCAGUCUGAUUUUAUGGAGCUUUGUUGACUCUGAACUGAAAUAAUCAAUAGAAAACGAAAAAAGCUUAACUCCUUUUGUGAGAGGAAUCUUUCUUUGCACUCAGUUUUUUAUUUUGAAUAUCUCAAGCUAUUUUCCUUUUUAAGCUUUGAUGUACGUAUAUUUAAUCGUUUUAUUACUUAGCGCUGCUUCCUAAAAUCCACUUGUAGACGCCUUAAAGCUUAUUCCGAUGCUAAUUGCUCUGAUCUAAAAGGGUUAUUACGAAGACAAGGGUAAAAAGAGAAGAUUUUUACUCCAAAAAAAAGACGAUAUCUGGGAUCACCUUACAAAUGAGCUUCUUCCAACCAGCUUGAUUGUCGUAAAAUGGGACAAACAGUCAAACAGAAUAGAAUUUUAUUCUCAAAAUAAGUAAGCUUAGAAAGUCUUCAAAAUAUAAAACACUGAAGAUUUCAAUGAGUUUUCUCGAAAAUUUGUCUUAGAAGAGAUUAAUGAUAAAAUUGAGAGAAAAAGGUCCUUAAGAAAAAGCGAGAUAAAAUGGGAAGAUACUUUGCUUUUUUAAAUUUAAAAUAAAAUAGAACGUGAAAAAUGUAUUUUCGAUAAUUGUGAAGAACCUCAGUUGCUAAGCGAUAAGGAUCUAUCAGAGAAUAAUUUUUUUCGCAAAUUUGCUUAAACAAUUAAUUUAGAUAAUACAUACAAAAAAUCAGUUAGCACUGCGACUCUAACGAACAGAAAAGCGUUAUCACCUAAAAGCAAAAUAAAUAUGAUGGGAGACACCUAUAAUCUCAAGUAAGAAAAGUAAUUCUUAGGAAAAAUAGACUACUUUUUAGGUGAACAUAGACACUAAAAUUUUGAGAUAAGCGAUGAACAUGAUAGAUAUUCAGUGAGACUAGGUGCAUAUUUUUUAAACGAAUGGUAUGGAGUCAUUUCGAUUGAAAAUGAAUCAUUCCGUGAUAGAUAUAUUCAGUAAAAGAAUUAGUAUUUAAAGCUUAGUAAGUAAGUCAAUCAGAAUUAUGAGUAUUUGCUACACUGCUCUCGCUUAAAUAUAAAAAAUAUUAGAGAUUUGCAUUAAAAAUUUGUUUGUUCAAACGGAGCUUAAUAAAAAGGUUAAGCAAGAUAUAAAAACAUAGGACAAAUACAGUAAGAGAUUAAUUUAAACAACUAUUUUUGUGAUAGGAGCUCUGCCUCAGAAACUUAAAAUUCUUUUAAUGAGCCUAUUAAAGAAUGCUCUUCCUAUCUAGAGAAUAGAAGUCCUAUUACUAAUAAUAAACAGAGACAAAAUUUCCACCAAAAUCAUUCUUUGCCUCAUAAAAGUAGCGAUUAAAAAGAGGAAAAUUUAUAAAAUGAAUAAUCCUUAAAAAUUAAACAUCUUUAUAAGCAGAGACACUCUAAUUCUCCACCACCAACUUUUGGUAGCGAUUACUUUCAUGCAAAUAGCAAUAAUUUUAAAAAUAGUUACUCAGAUUAAAAUUAAAAUUUCAGCAAUCAGCAUGAGUAAAUUUUUGAAGGCAGUAGCCCUAAGAAUUUCAAUAUUAACCUUUUCACUAAAUAGAAUCGCAAAAAAUCAUCAAUAUUAAUUUCGAGCGAGAAUUAGAAAAAUAUAAAAAGUAACUUUGUAGUAUUUAGCGAUUUGAAUGCACCUGUUCCGAAUAAUAAGAGUAACGAUGAUAACUUUAAUAGUAACAGUAAUUUUGUGUAUAACUUGAAUUAGUUAUAAGCUACCUCUCACUAGACUAAUUAGAUCAAUAAAAAUAUAGAACUAUUAAAUGAUGCUAGUAUUACACCUAAAAGUUAAAAAUAACUUAACUCUCCUUAUUUUAAAUUAUCUAAUGAGUAUUAAUUUGAAAGCACAAAGCCCAUAUACACAGCUAUUUUGAUGAAGAUAGUUCUUUUAAAUCAAAUGCUUAAAGCUACUAAAGUUAAUAAAUAAAAUAAUUAACAUGCUGAAGGUGAGAAAGUUAAGAGUCAUAAAAAAUCAUCACUUAAGCAAGUAGUUUAAAAUAUUACAUCUCUUUUCAGAUACUCUCUAAGUGAUAAAGGCUCAAAUAUUUCAAUAACAUAUGAUGAAAAUUUACCAAAUAACAUAAACCAAGAUUAAUCUAAACUCACUUAAAUACUAUUCAAUAGUUUGCAUUUGAUGGUGAUAAAUACUUAACCUACACACGAAUUAUAACUCCACAUUUCUUCACAUGCUUGUUUGUCUGAAGGGGAGUUGAUUACUCCUUUAUCAAAUUAAGAUUUUAUAAAUAAUAAUAAUAAGAUUGUUUUAGAUUUGAACAAAAACUAAGAAAAAGAAAAGCACGAACGGAAUACUACAUAAGAAAAUGAUAGGAACUAAGUCAUAAAAUUUACAAUAAAAUCUAGAUUAAUAGAUGCAAUUACUUCUAAAGUGCCAAAAUUUAAGGAUUUGAACAUAAGCAUAUUCGAAAAUGGAUUUGAAUAAGUUUUUGCUAAAAGUGCUAUUCCAGCUUGCUAGAAAAUUAUUUAAGAAAUAGGACCUUAUUCUGCCAUUAAGCUUUAGUUUGAUCCUACAGAUUGUACAUUUUAAAUAACAUAUUGUGUUUAUUAAGAUUUAGGAGUACUCAUCAAAAGUUAAAAUGUGAGUAAAACUAACAUAAAAAAUAAAAAUAAUGCGAUUAACCUAACUCCACUAAAUUAUAAUUAAUUUACAUCUAACAACGCAGGUAGAAGAAACACAUAAAAUACAGUACCAAGAGAUAGAAUGGAAUCAAAUCUUCAUAAAAGCUACAACAUCAACUAAAGUGAAGAAAAUUUCUUAAAAACUAAAGAUUUAAAUUUUAAUUAAAUAGUAAGUAAAUAAGUAAAUCGUAGAACUAUUUAGAUAUUAGAGAAUUUUAUUCCUAUUAACAAUCCUUAAUAAGAAACUUUGAAUCAAAUAAAAACUAAUAAUAAUUUUUUGAAUUCACCUACAAAUUAAAUUGAGAGUAGCUCAAUGAACUAAAAUGUAGUUUUCUAGCUAAAAAAUUUUUAAGAUAAGUAAUUUUAAAAAAUUCUGAAAAAAUACACUCCUUCUUUUUCACUGGGAUUGAUUGAUGGGAAUGCCUUACCUCUAUCAAACCAAAAAGAAAAAUAAUAAGAACUAAAUAGCUCCCAAGAAAUCUCUCAGAAUUAGUAAAGAAGUCUUAUCAAUCAUAACUCUGUUUCAAACAUAAUACAGUAGCAUACAAAUUUAACUAUAGACUGA